Molecule: messenger RNA, 1035 nt
Organism: Dibothriocephalus latus
Lineage: Eukaryota; Metazoa; Platyhelminthes; Cestoda; Diphyllobothriidea; Diphyllobothriidae
Source: the annotation of a GenBank genome assembly
AUGGACCUUCUAGAAGAGUUUGUAGCACACUCCCCUGGCGUUGUGACCUGUCUCGCAAUGGGCCACAAGUCAGCUCGAGUGAUGGCCACCGGUGGCGAAGAUCGUAAAGUUAAGCUCUGGGCAGUUGGCAAUCCCAGCUGUAUUAUGAGUCUUGGUGGCCACACUUCCUCCGUUGAUUCCGCUCAAUUCAGUCAAAAUGAGGACUGCAUCGCUGCCGGUUCUCUCUCAGGCUCUAUUCGCGUUUGGGAUCUAGAACAGGAAAAAAUGAUGCGAGUCCUGUCUGGACACACAUCGUCAGUUCAGAGUUUGGAUUUCCAUCCCCAUGGUAACUUCAUUGCUUCCGGAUCUUUGGAUUCCUCCGUCAGGCUCUGGGACGUCUCGAGAAAGGGUUGUAUUAACACCUUCCGUGGACACACCGGUUGUGUUAAUAUGGUGCGCUUUUCGCCCGACGGCAACUGGGUUAUCUCCGCUGGUGACGAUUGUCGUGUUAAGAUCUACAACUAUGAGACUAUGUCCUGUCUGGACACUGUGGCGGUUGGUUGGCGCAGUGGCGGUGGUCUUGUUGACAUGGCCGUCGCAAGUAGCUACAACCAGCUGGUUGGUGCCAGCAUCUCCCAGUCCCUAGUCUCCACCUUUGUGGUUGAUGUGAAAUCCUGUGUACCCUUCAUCUCUCCCCUGCGGUCUGCCUUCUCCUCCGCACCCCUAUCCUCCUCCCCGCCGGGCAUUUGCGAUUUCCCCACUCCGUCAGCCGCGAACGAGGCCGAUACCAGAACGCGUCCAAUUGUUCGUUCCGGAAGCGAUCUUGAUCGCGUGCGACCCUCCUCUACCACCCUCGUCUCUCGCACCUCUCGAAAGACGUUUUGCCUGCAUGGCAACGGGAGGAAACCGCGCGUGGAGUCGGUAUGUUUUUUCCCACCCCCUCCCUACUUUGACGUGUCCUACUUUUCCGUUUGUCCUCAAACUAUGACCUUCGGCUGUUUCCCUUACAGUCCACUCCACUAUCCUUUUUCACUGCUGCUGUCAAAACGAAAUUAA